AUGGGUGGAGAAGUAGAAGAAGAAAGGGGAGGACGAGCUUCGGCGGCGUCGUUUUGGGCGUGGUGCAAUGUCAACGAUGACAAGAAGGCGUAUGGAGCCGUGGUGCUGACACGGCUGAUCUACGCCGGAAUGUUCUUGGUACAAAAGGCGGCGUUCGACGGCGGCUUGAACCCGGCGAUCUUCGUCUUCUACCGGCAAGCCUUCGCCACCCUCUGCCUUGCUCCGCUUGCCGUUUCCCUCGAAUGGAAGGAUGCACCGAAGUUGUCGCUGCUCACCUUUUGCGAGAUUUUCGUGCUUGCCCUCGUCGGGAUAACGUUGGCAUUGAAUCUUAAUGGUUUUGGCUUGCUUUACACCUCUUCCACCUUGGCCGCGGCUUCCCUCAAUUCCCUCCCCGUCACUACUUUCCUGUUGGCCCUCCUGCUUCGGUACUUAAAAGUUAAUGCCAUAUUGCUCCCCGACCGUUCGAGAAUAGUAUAUACAUAUCUGCCCAUUUGUGAGAAUGUGCUCACUAACACGUGGAGCAAUCAGAUCGUGCAUGAAAGUGUCACGACCAUUAGAUAG
Messenger RNA from Linum tenue, 561 nucleotides. The record is from the annotation of a GenBank genome assembly. Lineage: Eukaryota; Viridiplantae; Streptophyta; Magnoliopsida; Malpighiales; Linaceae.